This is a messenger RNA of Piliocolobus tephrosceles (Ugandan red Colobus), 2462 nucleotides long. RefSeq names its product alpha-1,3-mannosyl-glycoprotein 4-beta-N-acetylglucosaminyltransferase B (gene MGAT4B). Gene Ontology annotation, molecular function: acetylglucosaminyltransferase activity. Bases 379 to 2025 code for a protein of 548 amino acids. Gene Ontology annotation, cellular component: endoplasmic reticulum-Golgi intermediate compartment; endoplasmic reticulum; Golgi stack. Gene Ontology annotation, biological process: protein N-linked glycosylation. The transcript has 15 exons. Lineage: Eukaryota; Metazoa; Chordata; Mammalia; Primates; Cercopithecidae. The record is from RefSeq and is a predicted model, not a curated record.
CUCCGCGGCGGCCCCAGAUCCAGGCCCCAGAUCCAGGCCGGGCCGCGGCUCUCGCCGCCCAGCCCAGCCCAGCCCGGCCUGGCCCGGCCCUGCCGCGGAGGCGAGGCCGCCAGUGUCCCGCGCCCCUGAUACCUGCAGUGAGCCUGGUAUCUGCCUCUGCUCCUCUGAGCCUGUUCCUUUUCCCUGAGUACAGGGCACAAAGCUGGCGCCCUGAGGAGCGGCAGGCGCGCUCCCCGGCCCGGUCCCCGCCCGGCCCCGGGCCCCCCGCCCCGGGGCCGGGGCCCCUGCAGCCGCCGCCUUCCGACCCCUGCGCCCCGGCCCCGGUUCCCCGGGCCAUGCAGCCUCGGCCCCGCGGACGCCCGCCGCGCAUCGGAGGAGAUGAGGCUCCGCAAUGGCACCUUCCUGACGCUGCUGCUCUUCUGCCUGUGCGCCUUCCUCUCGCUGUCCUGGUACGCGGCACUCAGCGGCCAGAAAGGCGACGUUGUGGACGUUUACCAGCGGGAGUUCCUGGCGCUGCGCGAUCGGUUGCACGCAGCUGAGCAGGAGAGCCUCAAGCGCUCCAAGGAGCUCAACUUGGUGCUGGAUGAGAUCAAGAGGGCCGUGUCGGAAAGGCAGGCGCUGCGAGACGGAGACGGCAACCGUACCUGGGGCCGCCUAACAGAGGACCCCCGAUUGAAGCCGUGGAACAGCUCACACCGGCACGUGCUGCACCUGCCCACCGUCUUCCACCACCUGCCACACCUGCUGGCCAAGGAGAGCAGUCUGCAGCCCGCGGUGCGCGUGGGCCAGGGCCGCACGGGAGUGUCGGUGGUGAUGGGCAUCCCGAGCGUGCGGCGCGAGGUGCACUCGUACCUGACUGACACUCUGCACUCGCUCAUCUCCGAGCUGAGCCCGCAGGAGAAGGAGGACUCGGUCAUCGUGGUGCUGAUCGCUGAGACUGACUCACAGUACACUUCGGCAGUGACAGAGAACAUCAAGGCCUUGUUCCCCACGGAGAUCCAUUCUGGGCUCCUGGAGGUCAUCUCACCCUCCCCCCACUUCUACCCUGACUUCUCCCGCCUCCGAGAGUCCUUUGGGGACCCCAAGGAGAGAGUCAGGUGGAGGACCAAACAGAACCUCGAUUACUGCUUCCUCAUGAUGUACGCGCAGUCCAAAGGCAUCUACUACGUGCAGCUGGAGGAUGACAUCGUGGCCAAGCCCAACUACCUGAGCACCAUGAAGAACUUCGCACUGCAGCAGCCUUCAGAGGACUGGAUGAUCCUGGAGUUCUCCCAGCUGGGCUUCAUUGGCAAGAUGUUCAAGUCGCUGGACCUGAGCCUGAUUGUAGAGUUCAUCCUCAUGUUCUACCGGGACAAGCCCAUUGACUGGCUCUUGGACCAUAUUCUGUGGGUGAAAGUCUGCAACCCCGAGAAGGAUGCGAAGCACUGUGACCGGCAGAAGGCCAACCUGCGGAUCCGCUUCAAGCCGUCCCUCUUCCAGCAUGUGGGCACUCACUCCUCGCUGGCUGGCAAGAUCCAGAAACUGAAGGACAAGGACUUUGGAAAGCAGGCACUGCGGAAGGAGCAUGUGAACCCGCCAGCAGAGGUGAGCACAAGCCUGAAGACAUACCAGCACUUCACCCUCGAGAAAGCCUACCUGCGCGAGGACUUCUUCUGGGCCUUCACCCCUGCCGCGGGGGACUUCAUCCGCUUCCGCUUCUUCCAACCCUUAAGACUGGAGCGGUUUUUCUUCCGCAGUGGGAACAUCGAGCACCCGGAGGACAAGCUCUUCAACACGUCUGUGGAGGUGCUGCCCUUCGACAACCCUCAGUCGGACAAGGAGGCCCUGCAGGAGGGCCGCACGGCCACCCUCCGGUACCCUCGGAGCCCCGACGGCUACCUCCAGAUUGGCUCCUUCUACAAGGGAGUGGCAGAGGGAGAGGUGGACCCAGCCUUCGGCCCUCUGGAAGCGCUGCGCCUCUCGAUCCAGACGGACUCGCCUGUGUGGGUGAUUCUGAGCGAGAUCUUCCUGAAAAAGGCUGACUAAGCUGCGGGCUUCUGAGGGUACCCUGUGGCCAGCCCUGAAGCCCACGUUUCUGGGGAUGUCGUCACUGCUGUCCCCGGAGGGCCAUAUACGGCCCCCCCACCGAAGGGUUCUGCCUGGCGCCGGACUUGGGCCAGCCUGGGGUCCGCCGCUGGCCCGGAGGCCCUAGAAGCUGGUGCUGCCCCCGCCCGCCGGGCCGCGGAGGAGGCAGGCGGCCCCCACACUGUGCCUGAGGCCCGGAACCGUUCGCACCCGGCCUGCCCCAGUCAGGCCGUUUUAGAAGAGCUUUUUCUUGGGCGCCCGCUGUCUCUGGCGCGAACACUGGAAUGCAUAUACUACUUUAUGUGCUGUGUUUUUUAUUCUUGGAUACAUUUGAUUUUUUCACGUAAGUCCACAUAUACUUCUAUAAGAGCGUGACUUGUAAUAAAGGGUUAAUGAAG